Messenger RNA from Myxocyprinus asiaticus (Chinese sucker), 2267 nucleotides. RefSeq names its product zinc finger protein 883-like. The transcript has 4 exons. Gene Ontology annotation, biological process: regulation of transcription by RNA polymerase II. NCBI's taxonomy places the organism in Eukaryota, Metazoa, Chordata, Actinopteri, Cypriniformes, Catostomidae. Gene Ontology annotation, molecular function: DNA-binding transcription factor activity, RNA polymerase II-specific; RNA polymerase II cis-regulatory region sequence-specific DNA binding. Gene Ontology annotation, cellular component: nucleus. The coding region runs from base 443 to 2224 and encodes 593 amino acids. The record is from RefSeq and is a predicted model, not a curated record.
GCUCGUUAAAUUCAUUGGCUGAUUGUAAAUUAGUUCAAUGAAGGCGAGUAUAUGUUAAAGCCUGUUAUAAUAUCUGAUAAUAUUCCUGCUGUCAGGAAAAUGAAACCAAACUCCAAUCACACAUUUAUAUUUAUAGGCUACCAUAUCUGAAACAAAAACAGAGCUGUAUAUAAUCCUAUAAUAAUCUUUUCGAGUUUGAAUGUCAUUCCAUUAUAAUGAUGAUGUUUUUGUGUUCAGAUGUUCCUCAUGAGAGAGCAGGUGGAUGUGAUCUAAAGUAAAUCAGUAGGAACUGAUCUGUCCAUGCUGGAUAUUGAUGAUUUCAUCACAAAAAUCUCUCAGCUGAAGAAAGAGUUGAUGUCACUGAAGACAAAUCUGAUGGAGAGAGAUGACCGGUUACAGGAGCUGGAAAAAGUUUCCUGUCAAUCUUCAGUGUGUGUGACUGAUGGGACCUCCACAGAAUGUCGGGAUUCAGUGUGGAGCGGCAGAGAUCAGUCCACACCACAGCGGCUGCUGGACAAACUCUCUGAACAGAGAUCCAGAGACACACAGGACUCACAGCUCACUUUACUCCAUUCUACUGACAGUAUUCAGGGUGAUCAAACGUCUGCAGAGUCUCUGGCUUUUGUCUGUAACGUUGGAGAACAGCAGACGCUGCAGACUACCAGUGAAGAUGUGUUCAGUGAAGCUGCUGGACUGCAGGAACCUGAUGAAGAUGAGAGGAGAAAUCAAAGUAGAGGAACAACAGAGGAAUGAUGAUGAUGAUGAUGAUCAAACCUCCACAGAGUCUCUGGCUUCUGUCAGUAAUGUUGGAGAACAGCAGAUGCUGCAGACAACAGUGAAGAUUGAAGUGAAGCAGGAGGAGAUAAAAGAAGAAAACACAGCAGAGGAACAACAGAGAGAUGAAUAUGAUUAUAUUUCUUCAGAGCUGAUGGAAGUGAAAGAGAAAUGUCAAGAACUGAAUGAAGUGGAGGACAAACUUCAGUGUCAAAAACAUCAUGAUUUCACAACUGGAGAAAAAUCUUUGAUUUGCUCGAAGACUAAGAAGAAUUUAUCACCAGAAAAGUAUAAAAGAAGAGCAGCCAAAUAUACUUUCACUUGCUCACAGUGUGGAAAGAUUUUCACAAAUAAAAGCCGGCUUAAUAAACACAUGAAAGUUCAUAUUGGAGAGAAACCUUACACGUGCCAUCAGUGUGGGAAAAGUUUCGCAUAUACAGUUUGUCUCAAAGGUCAUCUCCGCUGUCACUCUGGAGAGAGACCAUUUGAAUGUGAUAAGUGUGGUAAAACAUUUGUUUUGAAUUCAAGCCUAAGAAAACAUAUGAAAACUCACACAGAUGAGAAGCCUUACAAGUGUUCUUUUUGUGGAAACUGUUUUGCACACCUGUCCUAUUUGAAAAAGCACCAGAAAAUACAUACCGGUGUGGGGGUUCAUAUGUGCUUUGAAUGUGGUAAGACCUUUAUUACAGCUGGCAGUGUGAAACAGCACCAAAGAAUUCAUGCUGGACAAAAACCUUACAAGUGCUCACACUGUGGCAAGAGUUUCACUCACUUACAACACCUGGAAACACACGAGAGAAUUCAUACUGGAGAAAAACCUUACAAGUGCUCACACUGUGAAAAGAGUUUCACUCACUCGCAUAACCUGGAAACACAUGAGAGAAUCCAUACUGGAGAAAAACCUUACAAGUGCUCACACUGUGAAAAGAGUUUCACUCACUCACAUAACCUGAAAACACACAAGAGAAUUCAUACUGGAGAAAAACCUUACAAGUGCUCACACUGUGAAAAGCGUUUCACUCAGUCACAUCACCUGAAAAUACAUGAGAGAAUCCAUACUGGAGAAAAACCUUACAAGUGCUCACACUGUAAAAAGAGUUUCACUCAUUCACAAAACCUGAAAAAACAUGAGAGAAUUCACGCUGGAGAAAAACCUUACAAGUGCUCACACUGUGAAAAGAGUUUCACUCAGUCACAUCACCUGAAAACACAUGAGAGAAUCCAUACUGGAGAAAAACCUUACAGGUGCUCACACUGUGAAAAGAGUUUCACUCAGUCACAAGACCUGGAAACACACGAGAGAAUUCAUACUGGAGAAAAACCUUACAAGUGCUCACACUGUGAAAAGAGUUUCACUCAGUCACAUCACCUGAAAACGCACAAGAGAAUCCAUACUGAAGAAAAACCUUACAAGUGCUCACACUGUGAAAAGAGUUUCACUCAUUCCUAAGACCUGGAAAUACACUGGAGAAAAACCUUACAAGUGCUCAAAC